Closterium sp. NIES-67 is the source of this 9084-nucleotide messenger RNA. Lineage: Eukaryota; Viridiplantae; Streptophyta; Zygnematophyceae; Desmidiales; Closteriaceae. The record is from the annotation of a GenBank genome assembly.
UGGACAGCGACUCCUUGUGCAUUCGCUGUUCGCACAAUCAGAGCCGAGCACGCGAGAAUCAAGGCGAUCCGACUCCUGCCAUUCUCGUCUCAUGUGCCUGUCCUUCGUCACAGCGCCCUUGAUAACUCCACUCCACUUCCUCUGCUAGCUUCAGCGUGGGUGGUGGUGGUGGUGGUAGUGGGCUGCACCGAGUCUUCAGUCGCCGUCUUCAGUCGCCAUCUCGGUGAUCUCGGCUCGGCCCGCCGUACCGACGUCAGUCGCGCAGUUAGUGUUCGUGACGGAUUCCGUCAGCUGCUGCGACACCUGUCGUCAGACUAACCAACGCGCAACCUUCAGCAACGUUCAGUCACCUUGAGCGACCUUCAUCAACCUUGAGCAACCUUUGAGCAAGAUCGGGAGCACAAGCUGAAACAGGGAAAUUCAGUCUUGGCUUUUCUUCCGCGAUAGUAACAGCUGCCCUGCUGCAUACCUGUCUUGCGGUUAUCGGAGCCCUGUGGUUCCCCCCUUUCAUCUCCUCUCUGCCGCUCUUUCCGCUCUCCCUCUCCGCGGUCCCUUGCGCCUUCGCCCGCGCGCGCGCGACCCGUGCGCCGCUGCCCUGUCCGUCCGCCCGAACGCGCUCUCCGCGUGGUCUGCGUGGGCGCGCUGGCCCCCUGUCUGCGCGCGCUGCUGUCCGUCGGUGCGGGCGCGGUGGCGAACACGGAUUCCGCUGGGGCGCACGUUGCCAAGCGGCGGAAGGUUCAGGGCGGAGGGUGGAGCAAGGGGCAGGGAAGUGAGCGCUCCACAGAUCCAGACGCCCGGGGUGGGGUGGGAGAUGGUGAUGCUGCCGCUGCUGCCGGCAGUGCUGCUGCAAGGCCGAAAGCGGUGAUCUUGCAGCCAGCGGACAGGGAAGGAGGAGGAGGAAGAGGAGGAGGAGGAGGAGGAGAAAGCAGGGGGGCGGAGGGGGAGAGGAGGCGGGCGGGCGAGGCCGAGGCGGGGGAAAGGGGGGGGAAAGAAGUGCUGGGUGUUGGGGGAGAGGAGGGUGAUCUUCUGAGAAGAGGCGCGGAAGCAGGGGGGCGGUGGGAGGGGGGGCGUAGUGGUACAGGAGCGUCGGUAGGCGGAGCAGCAGCCCUUGUAUCAGCCCCACCUGGUGGUGCUGCUGCUGGUGCGGCCUCAGGUGGCCUUUCUGCUGCUGCUGCUGCUGCUGCGCAGUUGAUGCCGCUCCCGUCGUCCCCUAGCUGUGUGGAAGUGGUACGGCGUGAAUUGGUUUGGGGCGGUGCUGAGCGGCGCGCACCUGCUGCUGCUGCUGCUGCUCCGUGCGACGCUGGCGCUGCUGGGGAACGGAGCAGGCAUGGGACAUGGAUAUUUGACAGAUAUAUCAAAGAAGAGACUGGGCACACGGAGCAAGGCGGCCGUAUGACUUCGCUGAAGAGUAGCAGAGACUUCGUUUUAGGCGGGCGCGCUACUGGUAGUGCUGCUGGGUGUGGGGGAGGCACAACAGCAGAUGGGAGAAGGGUGGGUGGUGGAGAAGGCGUGAGCAUCAACGGCCAGUGCCGGCCCUGGGACGCCGGGAUUCUUCCCCACCUUCCGCUACCUGCUCCCGAUGUCAUCCGCACUCCCCCUCUAGGCGCACCCCGUCCUCCUCCUAGUAUACCGCCUCCUCAUUCCAUUGCUCCUCCUCCUUCUCCUGCUCAUAGCGCAGCACCAGGAGCAGCCCCAGGAGCCGCACCAGCAAUGGCUCCAGAAGCAACAGCGUCAGCAGAAGCAGGGUUACCUGCAGCGCCUGCAGCUCCUCUUGUUGCAGGGGAAUCAGCAGCUUUAGCCGCCCUAGCUGCUGACCUGUGUAUUCCCCCCGUUGACCCUCCCCCUCAAUCCAGCUCCAUCCCUGCUCAUUCCCUCCUCGCUCCCCCCCUCUCACCUGCGGAACACAAGGCCAGCCAAGCCCUGUCUGCUGCUGCUGCAGCUGUUGCCGCUGCUACUGCGGCAGCAGAGGCAGCAGGAGAGGGGGCUAAAGCCGCAGGGCUAGCAGAGCACCAGUGCCCAGAGCUUGGGGGGCAAGACGCAAUGCGUCUGUUGAUAGAGCAGCGAAAAGACGCGCCACAGCAGGCGCAGGUUGAUACUGGCGAGUUAAUCGGUACUGGUGGGUUGAUCGGUACUGGUGCGUUAAUUGGUACCUCCCUGGUUGACGAUUUGCGAAGGAACGAGGUGGGUAGGGAGCGUGGGGAUAAGGCCGAGGAGGCGGGUGGGUUUGGGGAUGGGAAAUGGGAGGGGAGUGCAGUGGGGUGUCGGCCCCAGCAGUGGCAGGAGCGGCGGCAGUGGGAGGGGAGGGAGGGGGGCGGGCGUGUGAGGGCGGUACGGCAGCUGACAGAAGGUUCAGGGGUGAAUGGAACCGGGGCAAUGAGAGAUGUGGCGAUAGGAGGGGCGGGUGCUGCUGCUGCUACUUCCGGUGGUGCUGGUGGUGCUGGUGGUGCUGCGGGUGCGUCUGCUUCAGCUGGUACUGCUGGUGCUGCGGCUGGGGCUGCAGGGUCAGCCACAGGGAGGCAUGGCGAAGCAGGUUGGGAGCACAAGGUGGGUGCGUCGCUGAAUGGUGUGUGGGGUGGAGAGCAGAUUCCCCCUCCCUGGCCUCCUGCUGCCAACACCCCCCCGUGGCCCCCUGCUGCCAACAUCCCCCCGUGGCCUCCUGCUGCCAACACCCCCCCUUGGCCUCCCCCCGCCAAUCCCCCUUCAUGGCCAUUCGAAGGUGGUCCGCUCCACCCAUGGGCUCUUCAAAGCCAAUCUUCGCUGAAGGGGCAGGGGCAGGGGCAGGGGCAGGGGCAGGGGCAGGGACAGGGACAGGGAGAGUGGCUGGGAGGGAGGCAGGGGGAGAGGGAAGGAGAGAGUGAGGGUAAGAGGGAGGAAGAGACCGACGGGAAGAGGGAAGGGACGAGUGAUGGGCGAGUGAGUGAAGGAGGUGUGGGUGGAGAUGGGAGUGGAGUGCAGGACCCAUGGGGGGCGGCUACAGGGAGAGGGGUGGGUGCGGGGAAGGCAGGAGCAGGCACCCCUGCUUGGAUGAAGGGGGGAUCUUGGGGGGUGAGAGCAGAUGGAGGAGGGCAGAGGGCACAGGGCGCAGCAGGAGCAGCUGGAGAAGGCACUCCAGCUUGGAUGAAGGGAGGAUCUUGGGGGAUGAGAGCAGAGGGAGGAGGGCAGGGCGCACAGGGAACAGCAGCAGGAGGAGGAGCAGCUGGAGAAGGCACUCCAGCUUGGAUGAAGGGAGGAUCUUGGGGGAUGAGAGCAGAGGGAGGAGGGCAGGGGGCACAGGGAGCAGCAGCAGGAGGAGGAGCACCAAGUGCAGCAGGAGAAGGCAUUCCUGCUUGGAUGAAGGGAGGAACUUGGGGGGCGAGAGCAGAGGGAGGAGGGCAGGGGGCACAGGGAGCAGCAGCAGGAGGAGGAGCAGCAGGUGCAGCAGGAGCAGGGGGAGCCAUGCGAUGGGCACCUCCGAAGGGCGCUCUACCUGCAAGUCUACUAGCUCUGCUGGACGACCUUCCAGGGAUGCCGGCGCAGGGGGCACAGGGCAUGGGGAGUGAGUGGAAGAGCAGGGGAAUUGGGGAGAUGGGAGGGGGUAAGGGGGCAGAGGAGGGGUUUAAGGAGGGGGCAGUGGGUUUUGAGAAACAGGAUCGUGGUUUGGUUGUGCCUCUGGGGUUAGAGAAGGCUAAUAGGGGAGGAGGGCAAUGGGGUGGGAGGGCGGGGAGGAGUAGAGGUGAUGAGACGCGGAGUGAGGAGGGGAGUGUAAGGCUGAGGGGUGGAAGGGAGGGGAGUGCGAGGGAUGAAACCCAAGUGGACGAGAAUUUCAAAGCAGGAGUGCUGCUCGGUUCAGAGCGGUUAGGAGGGGCGCCUGAAGGGGUGGGGGGAGCGAUGGUCCAAGCAGGGAGGGUGGGGGAAGACGAGAGACAAGGGGGGGAUGCCAGCAGAAGACGACUGGGAGAGGAGAAGGAGGCGGGGGUAGGGGGGAGGCAGGCGGAUCAGGAGGGGUCGGAUUGGGAUUCGGGAUCGGAUUGGGAGGGCGGAGACGGAGGGGGUGGUUCGGCUGGAAUGGCUGUGGGCGGUGGAGUGGGAGAAAGUGGCAGAGCGCCAGGACUGGAGGGGUUACUGGUGAAGGUGGAUGCGCUAGGAGGGCCCCAAAGCUGGGGAGAAGCCGGAGAUGCAGGGCGAGGAGGAAGGGCGGUAGCAGCAGCAGCAGCAGCCGCAGCAGCGGGGGAAGCAGCGGUGCGGGAGGCAGCAGCAGCGGUGGUGGAUGGGGACACCAGCAACGCGCACUUCCACCUGCCGCAGUCGGUGCUGUCAGCCGUGGGCUGCGCGCUGCAGUCGGACAUCACCAUUGCUGCUGUGCUUCAGAGCGACAACCGCAUUGCGGAGACCGUUCUGUGCCACCCCCCCGGGCUUGUGUCCCUGCCAGUGCGCCUCACAAAGACCAUUCUUAACAUGUCGCAGGGCAAGCUGAUAGACACGGAUCGUCUUCUCCUGCCCAGUGUCAUCACGGCUGCGCUCGGUGCUCGCCCCCGCAGAUACCUCGCCACCUCCUUCCAUGCCGAGGGCUACGACGGGCUGUGCUAUGCGCUGUGGACGGACCCUUCCCGGGUGCCGCGUGCAGCAGAGGACAUCAUGUCGGACGCUGUGCAGGCGCUGCCCUUGCUGCUGGCCAACCGCGUGCGCGCCAUGUGCUGCGAGCGCAUGGGGCGGCGCUUCGACGCCAUCCUGGCACGCAUGCCGCAGGCCGUGGUGUUUGUGGACGAUGGCAUGGGCCCCUGCCUCAUCAACCCCGCUGCCGCUGACCUUCUGGACUUGCCAGGCCCUGGGAAGAUCAGUUCCACCAAAGUGGCGGCAGCUUUCAAGGCGCUCGUGCAACGCAGCUCCACACCCACUGAGAUCUUCCGUUGGCUGCGCACGGUGUCAGCCUUCCCGCACGAUAGCGUGGAGGCGGUGUGGCACGUGCAGGAGCCGUGGUGCGUGGUGCGCGUGCAGUCGUACCCGGUGAGCAACGAGGCCACGCACGGCCGUGUGUGGCUGUUUGACGACGUCACCGCGGAGCACGAGGCGAGGGUGGCAGUGGAGGAGGCCGACAAGGCCAAGGCGCAGUUCCUCGCCAUGAUGAGCCACGAGCUCAGAACGCCCAUGACAGGCGUGCUGGGAAUGCUGGACCUGCUGCGGCUGACCCCGCUGACGGGCGAGCAGAACGGGCUGGUGCGCGUGAUGCAGGGGUCGGCGGAGGGCCUGAUGCAGGUGCUCAACGAGAUCCUCGACUUCUCCAAGAUCGAGUCCGGCAACUUCUCCCUCGAAGAGGCCGACUUCUCCGUCUCAGAGCUCCUAGACCAGGUGGCGGCUCUGUUCCGAGGGCGAGUGGAGGAGCGGCAUCUGUGGCUCACCAUGCACAAGCCGCAUGUCAGGGAGCAGGCAGUCAGGGGCGACCCCAACCGCCUGCGACAGGUGCUUACGAAUCUGGUGAGCAACGCCAUCAAAUUCACGGAGCAAGGCGGCGUCACCAUCACCUGGAAACGGACGCUGCUCCCCCGCUCCGCCUCCACCGCCUCUCUCCGCCUCGCCGCCUCUCCUGGUGCCACGCUCGCCCCCACGGACCCCACGGCGCUCGCUGCUCCUGGGACAGCCACAGGAGCAGGAGGAGCAGGCGGAGGCAUGGGGGAAGGAGGAGCAGGAGCAGGGGCGGGAGGAGGAGCAGGAGCAGGGGCGGGAGAAGGGGUAGGAGCAGGGGCAGGAGCGGCAGCAGACGGAGGAGGAGGGCGUGGAAGCAGCCCUACUGCAGGCGUGGUGGGGCACAGGAUGGGAGGCAUGGGAGGCAUGGGGCGGCAGCAUCAGCAGCGCAAGGAGCAGCAAGGCACGAGCAUGGCGAGGAGUAUCAGCGGGCGGGACAAGCACCUUCCCACAAGGAAGACCAUGGCCGCGGGAGGGGGUCAGCCCGGGGCGUUUGCAGCGGCUGCUGCGGCGGUGGCAGCGCAGGCAGAGGCUGAGACUAACGCAGCGGCGGCUGCAGCGGUGACAGCAGCAGGAGGAGGGGAAGGAGGGGCAGGAGGGGGAGGAGGGGCAGGAUGGGGGGCAGGAGCAGCAGGAGCAGCAGUAGCAGCAGGAGGAAGUAUGGCUGGGCGAUUAGAGGCAGUUAGCGAGGGGAGGGAAGAUUCUGCAGAAGAGGGGAGCAUGGCAAGGCCUGUGGACCCAUCGCUCGGCCAAACAGCGUCUGCUGGUGCUGCUGGUGCUGCUGGUGCUGCGGGCACGAGAGGACAUUGUAUGGAAGAAGCCACUUUAAAGGCAGAAGAAGCCGGAGUUAGAACAGCUUCAGGAGCCAACACGACUGCUGCUGGUGAUGGUGGCAGUGGUACUGCUGCUUCUGUUCCUUCUGCUGCCGCAGUUGCUGCUGCUGUUGCCACUCAUGCGGCUCAAAAGUCGCCUCAUGCUGAUUCGCCAGCAGCCAUCACAGGCACAGGCUCCUCCCCAUCCUCCCGGCCUUCAUCCCCUUUGUUUAUUGACGAUUUGGCGCAGGAAAGAGGCCUGCGGAUCAACGUGGCAAGGCAACCUGUACAGAAACCAGCCUCUGCCAGCAGCACUCCUGGCCGCCUGCACUCGUCCCCGUUCGCCAACCCCUCCUCCGCCACCUUCCCCUCCAACCGAUCGCCACUAGCGGCUUUCUCGCUCACUCCCUCACACCUUUCCAGACCGCAUCGUACCCCCACUCGUUCCCCUGGAAGCACCCCGUCCCCCACAAACAUGUUCUCUGUGAGGCGGCGCUUCCCCUCGCACUCCUCUCUCCCUGCCAGGUCCCCGAGCUCUUCUCCUUUUGCCCUCGUCUCCUCACCUCCUGUAGAGAAUGCCAGGGGGGAGCAGGAGGGGCAGGGGGAGAGGGACGAGGAGGUGGGGUUGAGUGGGUGGUUGAGAGGAGGGAGGGAGGCGGAGGGGCAUGGGGAGGUGAUUUCUGCUAGGGAGGGAGGCAUGGGUGGUGGUGGGAGGGGAGGCAAGAGAGGGAGAGGUAAUGCUAGGGUGCAAUUUGAGGAGGUGGAUGAGGAGACACACGAGGAGACAGGUGAGGAGGAGGAGGAGGAGGAGGAGGAGGAGAAGGAGGAGGAGGAGGAGGAGGAGGAGGAGGAGGAGGAGGAGGAGGAGGAGGAGGAGGAGGAGGAGGAGGAGGAGGAGAAGGAGGAGGGGGAGGAGGAGGAGGAGGAGGAGGCGAGAGGGGAUGGGUCUGACGAGCAUAGCAUGGGUGAAGGGGCUCGGAUGAGCGAGGGAGAUGGAGAGAGAGAGGAAGAAGAGGAGGAGGAGGAGGAGGAGGAGGAGGAGGAAGAAGAAGUGGAGGAAGAGGAGGAUGGGGAUGAGGAGGAGCGGGAGGAGGAUGAGGAGGAGGAGGAGAAGGAGGAGGAGGAUGAGGAUGCAGAGAGGGGAGAAGAGGACGAGGAGGACAAAGGGGGGAAAGAUGAGGAAGUGCAGGGGAAUGAGGAGGAGGAUCGGCGACCCCGGUUGUGGUACGAGGUGCGAGUGAAGGACACAGGCAUCGGGCUCUCCCCGGAGCAGCAGAGCCGCCUCUUCAAGUCCUUCUCCCAAGCCGACACGUCCACAACCCGCAAGUUCGGAGGCACGGGCUUGGGCCUAGCCAUCUGCAAGGGGCUGGUGAACGCCAUGGGAGGGGAGAUAUGGAUCGAGAGCGAGGUGGGCAAGGGCGCAGCGUUUGUGUUCACGGUGCCGCUGCUGGCGCCGCAGCGGCCGGAUAAGUUCCGAGUGGAAGAGGGCGGGGGGAUGGGGACGGUGGAUGGGGAGGCAGGGGGGAGCGCACUGCGGUCGCAGAUAGGCGGUGCAGGAGGGAGUGGGCUGCACGUGCUGGUGGCUGAGGACAAUGCAGUGAACCAGAUGCUGAUAAAGAAGAUGCUCAGACACUACGGGCAUAAGGUAAAUGGUGUAGGGCAGAGGAUAGAGGAAAACGUGUGUGUAUGCUGUGAGUGCGGAGUAUGUAGAAAGCCAUGUAGAAAGCCCUCCUUUGUGUCACAUUCACUCACUUUCUUCCUGCAACCAUCCAUCUGUCCCCCGACCCUCCUUCCUCCCUAUCCCUCCCCUGCAUUGCCAACUUCCUUUCCCGUGCUCCUUGUACAUCGUCUCUCUCCCUUUCGCUCUCCCUCAUCCUCGCAUCCAUCCCCUUCAACUCCCUCCCCUCCCCUCUUCUCCGCCCUCCCUCCUCUCCACUCCCCUCCUCUCCUCUCCUCCCUUCUCCUCUCCUUCCCUCCCCCCUCCUCUCCUCUCCCCUCCUCUCCUCUCCUCCCCUCUCUGCCCCUCUCCGCCCCUCUCCCUUCCCUUCUCGACGUACAGGUUGACGUGGUUGCGAAUGGCAAGCUGGCAGUGGAGGCCCUUCAGCGAGUGAACGGGCACCUGACAGGGAGAGAGGGUGGACCAAGUCAGGGAGUGGGAGGCACGGGAGAAGAGGGGGGGCAACGAGGAGGAGAAGGAGCUUUGACACCGGCCGCUGCACCGCCACGCUCCCUCGUAUCUGCUUCUUUCGAUGCCUCUGAUUCGCCUGCCUCUGCCACUGGUGCAGCAGUGCAAGCCAGUGCAGGAGCAGGAGGCACCGCCGCGAUGGGCGGAUAUGAUAUGAUUCUUAUGGAUCUGCAGAUGCCGGUAAUGGAUGGGCUCACGGCCACUCGGACAAUUCGUGGUCUACCCCCGCCUCUCUGCCGAACUCCCAUCUUCGCCCUGACUGCUGAUGUCCUCACGCAAGCUUCAGGGUCUUUGGAGGAGAUGGGUCUGGAUGGAUACCUGACAAAGCCUAUAGACUGGACUAGCCUCUCCAAGGUCAUUCAGCAAGUAGCGUUAGCUAGGCUGCAACCAGACAUUAUUGCUGCUGCAGCUUUAUUGGAGCGCGAGGAGCGGGAGGAGUUGAAGGGCAAGAAAGGAGACUGAUGGCUCGUGAUUUAUACGAUUGCAGGAUAGGCCACUUAGCACUGGCGUGUACAUGAUUGUGUCCUUUUUUUGCAAAUGCAGGUUUAGGGCAUGUCACAUUUUUCGCAAACACCACUCAGGGUCGGUCGACCAUUCAGAGAGGUUGAAAGCGUUUUAGUGAUGUUCUGUGCGUUUUAUUACCCUAUG